Messenger RNA from Ostreococcus tauri, 333 nucleotides. Its product is annotated as unnamed product. Gene Ontology annotation, biological process: mitochondrial respiratory chain complex III assembly. The coding region runs from base 1 to 333 and encodes 110 amino acids. Lineage: Eukaryota; Viridiplantae; Chlorophyta; Mamiellophyceae; Mamiellales; Bathycoccaceae. The record is from RefSeq and is a predicted model, not a curated record. The transcript has a single exon.
AUGUCGACCGCGCGCGGGGCGUUUCGCGCGUUGAUGCGCGCCCGCGCGCGGGCGUUCGACGGUGACGCGCGCGCGCUCGAUGCGGCGCGGGUGGAGAUCCGCGCGAGGUUCGAAGAGGCGAGAGACGCGGACGAGGCGCGGGCGAGCGCGAUGAUUCGGGAGGCGAACGACGCCGCGAGGUUCAUUCGAGAGAACGUGGUGCAGGCGAGACGAGAGGAGGAAGAUGGAACGUUUAAGAUGGCGGUGGAGGCGAGACACGCGGAGGGACUGACGAUUGAGCGGGCGGAUGGGAGGGAUGACGGCGGGUGCGGGAGCGCGAAGAAGGAAACGUAG